GCACCGCGCGCCGGGGCCGCCUUGAUAGGGGUGGGGGGGCAAGAUGGCGGCGGCUCAGCUGAGGCGGAGGAGCGGCUGAGGUUAUUACAUCUUGCAAAAUUGAAGACAGCUUCUUGGCUAACAAUGCCUGGCAGAUACCAAACUUGAAAAAGGGCAGACUAUAAAACAAAGAAAGAGCACCCAAACAGUAACUUCCCAGGAUGAAGCAAUAUGUUCCAGUUCCAACUAUUGAGCAGGACAAACCCUAUGACUACAACUUUGCAUUGGAACCACGUCCAUAUAUGUGUUUGGGAGUAUGCUGUUGCUGUGCUGCUUUGCGCCCUCGUUACAAACGGCUGGUGGAUAACAUAUUUCCAGAAGACCCCAAAGAUGGCCUUGUUAAAGCUGAUAUGGAGAAGUUGACCUUCUAUGCAGUUUCUGCUCCAGAGAAGCUGGAUCGAAUAGGUGCUUACCUAGCAGAGAGACUGAGCAGAGAUGUCGUUAGACAUCGCUUUGGGUAUGUUUUAAUUGCCAUGGAGGCAUUGGACCAACUUCUGAUGGCUUGCCAUUCUCAAAGCAUAAAACCAUUUGUGGAAAGCUUUCUGCACAUGGUGGCCAAGUUGCUGGAGUCGGGGGAACCAAAACUUCAAGUUCUUGGAACCAAUUCUUUUGUCAAAUUUGCCAAUAUUGAGGAAGACACACCUUCCUAUCACAGACGCUAUGACUUUUUUGUUUCUCGGUUCAGUGCCAUGUGUCAUUCCUGUCAUGAUGAUACAGAAAUACGAACUGAGAUCCGGAUUGCUGGAAUCAGGGGUAUUCAGGGAGUGGUUCGCAAAACAGUUAAUGAUGAACUUAGAGCAACCAUAUGGGAGCCUCAGCAUAUGGACAAGAUAGUUCCCUCGCUGCUGUUUAAUAUGCAGAAGAUCGAAGAUUUUGACAGUCGUAUUGGUCCACCUUCAUCCCCUACAGGAGGUGAAAAAGAAGAAAACCCUGCUGUAUUGGCUGAGAACUGUUUCAGAGAACUACUAGGCCGAGCAACCUAUGGGAAUAUGAACAAUGCUGUCAGACCCGUUUUUGCGCAUUUAGACCACCACAGACUAUGGGACCCCAAUGAAUUUGCUGUCUCCUGCUUCAAAAUCAUCAUGUAUUCUAUACAGGCUCAAUACUCCCAUCAUGUAAUUCAGGAAAUCCUGGGACACCUGGAUGCUCGUAAAAAAGAUUCACCACGAGUGCGAGCAGGGAUUAUUCAGGUUCUUUUGGAAGCAGUGGCCAUUGCUGCUAAAGGAUCCAUAGGCCCAACUGUCUUGGAGGUCUUUAACACCCUGCUGAAGCACUUGCGUCUUAGCGUUGAUUUUGAAUUAGGGGACGGACGUAGCUCAACUGACAGUGCCAUUGUCAGCACAGGCUCCAAAGAAAGUGAUGAGAGGAUUGUCCAGAAUGCCAUUAUUCAAACAAUUGGGUUUUUUGGAAGCAAUCUUCCAGAUUACCAGAGAUCAGAGAUUAUGCUGUUCAUCAUGGGGAAAGUACCUGUUUUGGGGACAUCUUCACAUUCACUGGAUACAAGUUAUCUUGGGGAUUUGGGAACUAGGCGAAUUCAGAUCAUGUUGCUGAGGUCUUUAAUUAUGGUGACUUCAGGAUAUAAUGCAAAGACCAUUGCUGCUGCACUUCCUGCUGCAUUUCUUGAUCCUUUACUGUCUCCUUCACUUAUGGAAGACUCUGAACUAAGGCAGUUGGUCUUGGAAAUAUUGCAUAAUCUUAUUGAUCGGCAUGACAACCGAGCAAAACUUAGAGGAAUAAGAAUUAUACCUGAUGUUUCUGAUCUGAAGAUAAAACGAGACAAAAUUACGCGGCAAGAUGUGAGCUUCAUGAAAAAGCAUGGACAGCAGUUGUAUAGGCACAUUUACUUAGGCUGUAAAGAAGACGACAAUGUUGAAAAGAACUUUGAAUUGCUGUACACAUCUCUAGCACUUACCACGAUUGAACUAGCUAAUGAAGAAGUGGUCAUUGACCUCAUUCGACUGGCCAUUGCUUUGCAGGACAUUGCCAUCAUUAAUGAGGAUAACUUGCCAGUGUUCAAUCGCUGUGGGAUCAUGGCAUUGGUUGCAGCUUACCUCAAUUUUCUAAGUCAGAUGAUUGCAGUCCCUGCCUUUUGCCAACAUGUCAGCAAAGUCAUUGAAACUAGAACUGUGGAAGCACCCUAUUUUCUUCCAGAAAACAUAUUCAACAAGUGCACUUUUCCAAAAUCCUUGGAGAAGCACGAAAAAAAUUUGUUUUUCCUGACAAACAAGAUUGCAGAGUCAUUAGGUGGCAGCGGAUACAGUGUGGAAAGACUGUCAGUUCCAUAUGUGCCCCAAGUAACAGAUGAAGACAGACUUUCCAGAAGGAAGAGUAUUGUGGACACUGUGUCUAUUCAGGUGGAUAUUCUGCCUGGCAGCAACUCAGAGGAUAAGGUCAACAACACCGAAGAAAUCACCUUUGAAGCUUUGAAGAAAGCCAUUGAUAAUACUGGACUUGAGGAGCAAGAGAAGGAAAAGAGACGCCUUGUAAUCGAAAAAUUCCAGAAAGCACCUUUUGAAGAAAUUGCAGCACAAUGUGAAACCAAAGCGAACUUGCUUCAUGACAGACUUGCACAGAUACUGGAGCUCACCAUUCGUCCUCCACCUAGCCCUUCGGGAACGUUGACUGUUACCGCUGGACAUGCUCAUUACCAAUCCGUUCCAGUCUAUGAGAUGAAGUUUCCAGAUCUUUGUGUGUAUUAAGUGUCUUCUGAAGUCUGCUGGACAUUAUUUAGAGUAGAGUACAAUAGAAAGACCAAGAAGAGUUGUCAAGUUUUUGUUGUUCGUUUUGUCAAAUGAACAUAGUUUUUAGAAGAAACAGUGGACCUAAAACAAAUAGGGAUGGUUUUUAGCCAGCCUUCAAAAUUAUUCUGCACUGUUUAUUCUUCAAUAAAAUUUAAAACUAGGCUAAUUAUGUUCACCUUAUCACUUUUUCUUUUAUAAAUUAUUCAUAUUUCAGCAGGUUUAAAAGAGAGAACUUUUUUGCCAAAGGCUCAAACAAAAUUUUACAAAAGUUCCUAAAAGUAGGUGCUGUAUUUGCAAUUCGUGGUUGCAGCCCUUGCCACUCCCCUCCUCCCCCAGCUCACCCACACAAACCCACACCUCUGGUUUACCCUGGGUAGAUGCUUUAGGCUCACUUAAUCAAUGGAGCAGUAACUUUGCUUCCUUAUGAAAAUGUUUUGUAGAACAGGGGUCGGCAACGUUUUUGGCCAGAGUACCAAAAUCACCCCAAGCUUUACCCAUGCUUCGACUUAGCGUGCCAGAGAUGGGGAAGCCACAAGGGGCCUGAUCCUCAUUGCUGGCAGGGGCUGCACAUAUGCAUCCGGGUGGACAGCGGGGUGCUCUAGCCCCUUCUCCGCCACGUGCUGCAAGCUGUGCUUGCACCUGCUACCUCCACGGAGCUGGUGCCUGGGCUCCACAGCCCAGCCCAGCACAGCUGUCUGCAGCCUCCCUGCUGCCUGGCACAGCUGGCUUGGGUUCUGGGCAUCUGUAGCAGGCAGCCAGGAGGCUACAAACAGCUGUGCCAGGCUCUGCAGCCCUGGCACCAGCUCCAUGGCAGCUGCGCGUGCGCCUCCAGGCAGACAGUGGGGAAGAAGCCAGGAUUGCACUGCCCAAGCCCCUUCCCCUCCAUGCGCUGCAAGCUGCACAUGCACCCGCUGCUGCCACAGAGCCAGUGCUGGGGCUCUGUAGCCCAGCACUGCUGUUUGCACCCUCCCAGCUGCCUUCCACAGCCAACCUGGGCUCCAGGCAUCUAUAGCAGGUGGGUGGAAGACUGCAAACAGCUGUGCCAGGCUCCACAGCGCUGGCAUCAGCUCCAUUGCAGCGGCAGCUACACACAUGCCUCUGAGCAGAUGGUGGGAGAGAAGCCAGGUUUGUGAUGCCCAAGGCUCCUUCCCGCCAUGCACCCAGAGGUGCAUGCACAGCUGCCUCAGCCACAUGCAGCUGUUCAUAGCCUUCCAGCUGCAGCUGACCCAGGCUCUGGACGGCAGCUGGCAGAAGCUGCCCAGAGUCUGGGUUGGCUGUGGCAUGCUGAAGAAAAUGACCUCGCGUGCCAUGCUCUGGCAUACGUGCCAGGCCAAUCCCUGUUGUAGAAGCUACUUGCUACUAUGGAAUAUAUUAAAGAAACGACCCAUCAUCUGUUCAAUUGCAGUAAAAAUGAGCAACUGAACACUUGUUAAAAGUUUGUGAUAAAUGAUUAAUAUACUGGAUUUCUAAAAAGCUCAUUAUAUGUGCUGUUUUUUGCUGAAAACUACAAUGUUCUGCUUAAGAGAUGGAAAGUCUUCUCUUGGCGCAUUGAAAUGUGCAAUAUUUUUUGAUGUUUAAGGGUGUAUAGUUUACAAGACUAUGCUUUUGAAAAGGCAGUAGUGUUUUGCUGUGUCUGUUUUAGAUAAACAAGAGAUAUAUAUUUAGUAUAGCAAUAAACUGAGGGCAUUUUAAAACAUAAAUACAGAAUUAGAGAUUAUAUUAUAUGAAAUGUUUCUGUAGUUUGGUAAUAUAGGUUUUUAAUGAUAUUUUGCAAAUUGAAAGAAAACUGUGGAUGAAACAUUUGAAAGUUUAGAAUUUAUUAGAUGUGUUUUCAAGCAAAAGCAUUUUACAGAUGCGCUGUUUGCAUAUAUUUUUCUUGUGACUGACAAGUCUUCCUGUAGAUAUGGAAAAUAGAUGUGCAAAUGUUCAUAGGUUUAUGUAUCUGAACGUAAAUUUCAAAUACAAACAGAAAAUAAAAUAAAAUCAUCCUAUAGUGAGUUGUACAGGAUUUGAUGGUGAUUGGCAGUGUCAGUGGGUCCCGUUGAGAAAUUUUAACCCAUUGAGAAAUUUUGAGUAGCCCAAUGCCGUGUGCAGGUAGGCUUCAAAGUCCAGCAUAGCUGGAUUUUCUGGAAGCAGCAGACACUCUGAACAUAUGUUCUCGAUACUUCAGUUAUGGCUUUCAAUUUUUAAGAAGUUUGAACAAGUUUAGACUGAGAUGAAUAGUGCAUUAGCAUCAACUUUGUUUUAGCAUAGAGAAGCAAGCCAAUCUGUUCAUUGUCCUUGGCAUUUCUAGCUUUUGCACAUGUUUGCGCUCCUGCUAUGUAAUGUAGGACUUCUGCAUUUUUUAAACUGAAGUACAAAGUUCUUUUAAAGAUCUUUAAAGGCAUGAAGCAACAUAUAUUUUUAGAGAUUUCAGCUACUUAAACCUAUGAGAUGACACUUUCAGAAAUCAUUCGCAAAACUCAAAAAGGUAAUUGAGACCUUCUUUUCAGUUUGACAGUGCAAUCACAGCUGUUAGUGGAUGACGAAACAGCCCCUUACCUACAGCAUUCCGUUGUGAUUGUUACUGCUGCAACGUAUCAGCCUGAUCUGACCAGAGUCAUCACAUUAAUAGAACUCGUUGUCACCCUAGUUUUUUAGUUGUCACUUUUUGUUUUUUUAAGGUAAGCCAUGCUAGUUUUUUGACGUAUAUAAAGAGUGUAAUUUUUUAAGUAAUGAAUCAAACCGGGGGACACAAUGUAAGACACCGUCCACUGAUGUCAUUUUAUAAAGUAACACUGUGUGCUUUUGUACAAAAAAAAAAGAAAUAGAAUUAAGGAGUUUAAAGAAUAAGAAACAAAGAAUGUACUUUCAUUUGCACUGUUGCAGUAAGCAGACUCUGCUGUAAAUACAGACUUUCUUCUGGUUAACUGAAUUUUGUUGCAUGUAUACUGCAUGUGAACAGUUCUAUUCAGCAUUUCACUUACAAUUCAUUGGAAGUCUGUUUAUGAAGUAAUUUUCAUUUAUUAACAUGGUAGGCUUCCACGUGUUAUAAACUCAGACAAGCCAUGCCUAGGAUGUGCGGGUAGGAAGAAAUAAAAGGUCUAUAAUCUUCAGAGGAUUGGCAUGGCAUUUGAUUUCCUCCUAGCUGGAAAUGUAGAGUCUGCAAGUUCCUCCUAGCUGGAAAUGUAGAGUCUGGAGAUUGAUUCUGGCCAUUUUGGACAAAGAAUUUGAGAUAUAUGGGGGUCCAUUGUGUAAUAUGUUGUACCCGACAGUUUAUCGUAGUAAAUUGUAGGUAAUAAAACCAAAUAUAUUUAAAACUGUUCUAAUGUAUACAGUUGCUUUGCAUCAGUUAUUUCUUUCUGUUCCUGAAAAGUCGAACAGCUUAGAAUCCAAAAUGUGCACAAUGGGCCUAUAGUAUCUGUGAUGGUUUCAAUACUGUUUGGUUGUUUAUGGUACCCAGUUGAUGUUUGUAUGUGUUGCAGCUUUUGCUUUAAACUCUUUUAAAUGUACUGUCACUUUGAGUAAUUUUGAAUUUUGGUAGCAAUUCAUUUAAAGUAAAUGAAAUCUGUGUUGCUUUUGGAAGCAACAAUUAGCCUGUUGUCCAAAGUCAGAGUAGGGCAGCUUUUUCUGUUUUAUUGAUGUUCCUCUAUUUUCUGUACUGUCUGUAAUGAACCCGUUUCAUGAAAUGUAACAAUACACUGUGCAAUCAACAUUUAAGCAAUAAAUAAACCAAAAAGUUAAAAUAA
Molecule: messenger RNA, 6508 nt
Organism: Alligator mississippiensis (American alligator)
Lineage: Eukaryota; Metazoa; Chordata; Crocodylia; Alligatoridae
Gene: EFR3A
Product: EFR3 homolog A
Exons: 25
Coding region: 201-2738 (845 amino acids)
Biological process (GO): protein localization to plasma membrane
Cellular component (GO): plasma membrane
Source: RefSeq, a predicted model, not a curated record